AUGGUGGUGAUUCGUAAAGGUACGCCUUGUAGGAAGCUUGUUGAUACUGGCAGAUGCCCCUGUGGUCCUUUUCUGGCCUCCGUCCAGGCUAUUCUUACCCUGAUGGCCACUUUCGAGGAGAGCCCGGAUCAGGGGGAGAGCUCGGCUCAGGGUGCAGUUUUUGAGAAAUUGAGGAUCUGUUCUUUACCCCAAUUUGUCAGUUUUGUGCAUGAUCUGCAGCCACUGAAGAAGGAUCCGGAGGUCACGGUCAAAGACCUCCGCUUUGGAACGAUCCCUGUGAAACUGUACCAGCCCAAGGCGCCCUCCUGCACCCCAAGGCCUGGUGUUGUCUUCUAUCAUGGUGGUGGAGUUGUCUUGGGGAGCUUGAAGACCCACCAUCCUGUGUGUUUGCGUUUGUCCAAGGACAGUGGCUCAGUGGUUGUGGCAGUUGGGUACCGCAAGUCACCCAAGUAUAAGUUUCCCGUGAUGGUCAGAGACUGUAUUGUGGCCACCAUCCACUUCCUGCAGUCCCUGGAUGCCUAUGGGGUGGACCCCGCUCGGGUUGUGGUCUGUGGUGACAGUGUGGGAGGGGGCGUGGCCACCAUCAUUUGUCAAACCUUGGCCAGCAGUCGGGGUCUCCCCCGGAUCCGCGCUCAAAUUAUGAUCUACGCAGCUCUCCAAGGCCUGGAUUUCCAGUCUCCUUCCUAUCAGCAGAACAAGAAUGUCCCUCUGCUCACCUGGACAUUUGCCUUCUACUGUUUGUGCUGUUACCUGGAUAUCAACCCUUCCUGGCAAAGCACCAUGAAGAAAGGUGCCCAUUUGCCUCCAGAAGUCUGGGAGAAGUAUAAAAAGUGGUUGGACUCAGAAAACAUCCCAGAGAGGUUUAAGAAGAGAGGCUACCACCCUGUGGCCCCUGCGCCCUUGGACGAAGCUGCUUUCUUGGAGACAAACGUCCUUCUGCAUCCGGCGUGCUCACCCCUGAUUGCAGGAGAUGAUGUGGUGUCUCAGCUCCCAGAGGCUUGCAUCGUGAGCUGCGAGUAUGAUCUUCUCCGGGACCACUCGCUCCUGUACAAGAAGAGGCUGGAAGACCUGGGGGUGCGGGUGACAUGGCACCACAUGGAGGAUGGUUUUCAUGGCGUGCUCAACACCCUUGACCUCGGCUGUUUGCACUUCCCAUGCUCUGCAAGAAUUCUCAACGUGAUCACCCACUUCAUCAAGGGACUGUGACCCUGCUUCCUUCCUGCUGGAGUGUCCCCACACAGAGCUCUCUGUGGCUACCUUAGGUGGUAUUGGGUAGGGAUAAGUGAUUGUCUCCUUCCUCCUCUGGAUUCUACAAUCAAAUAGUGCAAAGCAGAGGUAGGUUUGGGGCUUGUGUUCACGUUCACUACUGGGAAAGUUGGAGAUGACCAUCUUUAGUGGCCAUUUACAAGAGUGAAUCUGCAAACCAAGGUUUCUCAUGUCCUCCUUGGCUAGAGUUCAGACUGUCUAGGCCAAUCUGGACUAUGUGACAGUGGGGCCUGGUUGGCCAUACCCAGGGAAGGUCCAAGGGCACCAUCUGAAGUCUCACUGGGCUUUUCCAGUGGAGCUCUGAGUUCUGGGGGCACAAGGUGCCUUUUCUUGCUGUUGCCCAGAUUCCGGGCUCAGAGCAGCCUUUACGUUCUUGACUGCAGCUCUCUCUCUAAGUCUGAGUUGCUUUAGAAUCAGUUACUCUAGGCCCCUCUUUGAAUGUACCGCUGAGGUACACAGCUGACUCUGCUCAGGGGAGAGGGUACCCACCGACCUUUAAGCCCAGAGUCAAGGAUGGAAGACCCCAGGACUUCCCUAGAAAGAUCUGCCAGUUAGCUCAGGGCUAGUGUGAUAUUCUAAUCCUUUCAAGCCUGUUUCUUUGCAUUUACAUACACAGAUAUAUACCCACAGAAAACAUAGAGUAUUAUUUGGGGGAUGACUUUGCCAAAUAUUGUAUUAUUCUUCACAUGUUUGUGGACAGCAGGCUGUGCCCUGCUCUGAGCUGCUCCAUGAUGUAGGGGCUUUCAGGCUGUGCCUAAGCAGUAGCCUGCCAUGACUUACUCCAUUUUGAAUUCAGUGCUAAAGUGGAAUGACUCUAUAUCUUAUUUACACAAGUAAACAACCACCAUCUGCCUAGCCCCGUCGUGAGGCACAAACUGAUAAAUAAAAUUAUCGUGCUAAUAAAAAUGACCAUCAGGGGACUUACUGAAUUGAUCAGAAGCACAUGGAUCCAUGGGGGUAUUAAACUCAUUUUGGGAAACCCAGGCCCAUGAGCAUACGGAACAGAGCAGACCACCAAAUGAAGCAGCCCCUCACCUGAGGCCCACAAAAGCAGAAGCACCCUGAGACUGGAUGUGGUGGCACACUGACCCUGUCACCUGGUUACUUGUCAUGGGCUUUGCCCAGGAAAAUGGGCACAGUGAUGAGCCUCUGGUUUCCUAUGCCAUCAGGCUUCAGCUGAGUGCGGUUUCUCCUGCCUGUGACAACCACGCGUGGCCCACUCCAAGCUGACUCUCUGAAAUUGCCACCCUUCUGGACCUUGGCCUAGAAUAAGUUCCUGCGCUUUGACAGCUCUGCACUCUGAACAAAGUCCUUGGGCUAUUUCCUCAUCUUCUCUGGCCACCUUCUGUGACUUCUGCCAUCAUAGGUUCUCCCUGCCUUUGUUCUCAGCUUGGUCCCCUGAGCCCAGUGGCUACCUUAACCCUUAGCCUUUCUGUAACGUGUGUGUGUGUGUGUGUUUUGUGUGAUGUGUGACUUGAGUGCUACCGAUAUUAGUAGUGAAGAAUGGAAUAAAAGAA
Molecule: messenger RNA, 2783 nt
Organism: Marmota monax (woodchuck)
Lineage: Eukaryota; Metazoa; Chordata; Mammalia; Rodentia; Sciuridae
Gene: Aadacl3
Product: arylacetamide deacetylase like 3
Exons: 5
Coding region: 1-1206 (401 amino acids)
Molecular function (GO): hydrolase activity
Source: RefSeq, a predicted model, not a curated record